UUACAAUUCCGCAUUAGAAAUUCAUCAGAUUCCGCAGGUGGAUUUAUAAUAUUCAAGUUGUAGAAUAUAGCUUACAGCAGGAAUGGCCAUCAGGUAUAAAUGGACUGACACCAGCAGCCUAACAAUGACAUGAACGACGACAUCUACAUCAAUACAUGAUUCGCCACAAUCAAAUUAUCACCUCAUUAAAAUGACUUCUUAUGCUAUUACUGGGGCUUCCAAGGGAAUCGGCCGCGAAUUUGUGCGCCAGCUCGCUGCAAACCCAGCGAAUACAGUCCUGGCCAUUGUCCGAGAUGUUACAUCAUCAGCCAUCUCUGAGCUUGCCUCAAAGCACGCUAAUAUUCACCUAAUCGCUGGAGAUGCCACUGAGCCCAACUCGAUUUUAGACGCUGCCAAAACUGCGAGCAUCAUUACCGGCGGCAAGCUCGAUGUCCUCAUACACAACUCCAACGCCGUCGAUCAGAAUACCAUGGCAUUCAACCCGACCCAAUUCCCCUUUGAUGUGGAUGCAGUGCAAAAGACCUUCGACCUGCCACUUCGUACCGCCGUCUAUGGCGGUUUAUGGACAACAAACGCAUUCUUACCGUUGAUUGAGGAAGGUAAUGAAAAGAAGAUUAUCCAUAUCUCCAGCGGCAUGGCGGACUUAAAUGUCAUCAAGACAACUGGUGUCAGCUAUGCCGUUCCUUAUUCGGUUGCUAAGGCCGGUAUGAACGUCCAAGUGGCCAAGUAUGCUGCUGAGUUGGCACCUAAGGGAGUCAAGAUUUUGGCUCUCAGCCCUGGAUGGGUAGACACGUGGGAAGGAGAAAAGCCUCCAGAGGUCGUGGUUGCGGUGGAAGCCAUGCUAAAGCAGUUUCAGAAAGCUGUUCCUGAACUUGAAGGCCAAAUUCAAGUCGACGAGAGUGUUCGAAAGCAGUUAAAGGUGAUUGACCAACUCACUAUCGAAAAGAGCGGCUCGUUCCUCAGCCAUGAAGGUAGUGAGGACUGGUGGUAAGAGGCGGCGAUGUACAGAGUUUAGGUGUAAGUGGAUUGAGAUAUAUGUUUUAUAGUCAGUGAUGCGGUCAGUGAUAUGAGUAGUUCGUAUCUAGGCCCCCCGCCGCUUAAGUAGCACUUUGCCGAGUCGAAUCCCGAUACACGACUCGCGAGCGGGACGAUCUUAACUUCUAGGGUAAGGACUUCAAUUAUAUGAACACUAUUUAUCUCGUUAUAUAUAAGUUUUUUUUUAGAUUCCUGCCACGAGUGCAUUGACGCUGCUCCGCCCUAAACUGGAAUAUCUAUGGUUAUGCUGUGGCUGAUUUUCUUCGUAAGUGUUAUAGAGUCGUGUCUAUAGCACCUACGGAAUAGAUUGCCACAGAUAAGGCUGGGGUAGAUUCAGCAGGAUGGAGCCUUGCGUUGUGUGCUACUGCACUAUACCAAUAAUUUUAAACAAU
This is a messenger RNA of [Torrubiella] hemipterigena, 1427 nucleotides long. Lineage: Eukaryota; Fungi; Ascomycota; Sordariomycetes; Hypocreales; Clavicipitaceae. The record is from the annotation of a GenBank genome assembly.